Messenger RNA from Aspergillus terreus NIH2624, 603 nucleotides. RefSeq names its product iron-sulfur cluster assembly protein CIA2. Gene Ontology annotation, biological process: iron-sulfur cluster assembly. The record is from RefSeq and is a predicted model, not a curated record. Bases 1 to 603 code for a protein of 200 amino acids. NCBI's taxonomy places the organism in Eukaryota, Fungi, Ascomycota, Eurotiomycetes, Eurotiales, Aspergillaceae. The transcript is spliced from 2 exons.
AUGGCGUCUGAAAUUCAGAAUCUCAAUCCAACCAUCCUCAGUGCCGCUGAUCUUCCGACACGGCUACGCGCCUCCCCAUCCCACAAGCCCUUGGAGACCGGACUCUUCGCGGGAACCCUUCUGACACCGGCGGACACUCUCGACCUCUCUCCCCAGUCGUAUUCGUCCGGAGAGUCAGACACGGAAGGCGAUCUCCUGGAAGAACCGAUCGAUGAACAAGAAAUCUACGACCUCGUGUCCACCAUCUCGGACCCAGAGCACCCUAUCUCCCUAGGAGCACUAGCGGUAGUGUCACUUCCUGAUAUCGCAAUUAAGCCAACUCUGCCGAACGCGCCAGAGUCGCCGCUUCGAACCGUCACCGUCCUGAUCACCCCAACCAUCACCCACUGCAGUCUCGCCACCGUCAUCGGGUUGGGAGUGCGUGUUCGACUCGAGCAGUCCCUCCCACCUCGAUUCCGCGUUGACGUCCGGAUCAAGGAGGGAACGCACAGUACUGCCGACGAAGUCAAUAAACAAUUGGCGGAUAAGGAGAGAGUUGCGGCUGCAUUGGAAAAUGGAACCCUAAUGGGCGUCAUCGCCAAGAUGCUGGAGACCUGCCAGUAA